AUGAAAAGGUUUUCUGGUGUUUUCUCUCGCCAGGCGGGAGCUCUCUUUUUCCGGCAAUUGCCAGUGGCAACCAUACCCUUACAACGACAACAACAACAACAACAACGGUUUCUCAGCACCACGACUACAAGUGGUGAGAAUGCCGUUCCUGGUGUUGGCGGUGAUGUGCAGGAUACGGAAGAGACACAUCCAGACUUCCAGCCUCGUCUUGUCAACACGGAAUUCGCAGAGGAUGAAAUCGCGAUGGUUAAAAACGAUAUUAACGACACUAUUAAAUCAGAAGAUGUGGUGGUAUUCAUUAAAGGAGUUCCAGAGGCACCUAUGUGUGCCUUUUCAAAACGUAUGAUUGAUAUGUUGGAGCUGCUGGGUCUGGAGUACACAUCAUUUGAUGUACUGGCACACCCUGUAGUGCGCACAUAUGUAAAGGAGGUGAGUGAAUGGCCCACUAUUCCACAGUUAUUUAUGAAGGGUGAGUUUGUUGGGGGAUUAGAUGUUCUGCAGAAGAUGUUAGAAAGUGGUGAUUUACAGAAACUACUGGAACAGAAGGGAAUUACUUUCCGCAAGCCGUAG
Trypanosoma theileri is the source of this 570-nucleotide messenger RNA. RefSeq names its product glutaredoxin-like protein. The coding region runs from base 1 to 570 and encodes 189 amino acids. NCBI's taxonomy places the organism in Eukaryota, Euglenozoa, Kinetoplastea, Trypanosomatida, Trypanosomatidae. The transcript has a single exon. The record is from RefSeq and is a predicted model, not a curated record.